GGAAAGGCAGCCUCCCGCUACAGCAUGAACUCAUUAUACCUCAGUGGAAGACUUUGGAAAGCCCUGUGAGAGAAAAGGGUCCUUUUUGCUCCAGCCUACACAGAAACCUUCUAUACUCCAAGUGGCAACCCUCUAACCACCACGCUGAAAUCAGAGGAUCACUGCUUCUACCAUGGCAUGGUGAAGGAAGUGGAACAGUCCAGUGUCACACUCAGCACAUGCCGGGGAAUUCGAGGACUGAUUACAGUGAGCAGUAACCUCAGCUAUAUCAUCGAGCCCCUCCCUGACAGCGGGGAUCAGCACCUUAUUUACAGAUCUGAGCAUCUCAAGCUGCCCCCAGGGAACUGCGGGUUCGAGCUCUCCAAGCCCACCACCAGGGACUGGGUCCUUCAGUUUACACAUCAGACCAAGAAGCGACCUCGCAGGAUGAAAAGGGAAGAUUUGAACUCCAUGAAGUAUGUGGAGCUUUACCUCGUGGCUGACUAUGCAGAGUUUCAGAAGAAUCGACGAGACGAAGACGCCACCAAACACAAGCUCAUAGAGAUCGCCAACUAUGUUGAUAAGUUUUACCGAUCCUUGAACAUCCGCAUUGCCCUUGUGGGCUUGGAAGUGUGGACUCAUGGGAAUAUGUGUGAAGUUUCAGAAAAUCCCUACUCUACCCUUUGGUCAUUUCUUAGUUGGAGGCGCAAGCUGCUUGCCCAGAAGAAGCAUGACAAUGCUCAGUUAAUCACGGGCAUGUCUUUCCACGGUACCACCAUCGGCCUGGCCCCGCUCAUGGCCAUGUGCUCCGUGUACCAGUCUGGAGGAGUCAACAUGGAUCACUCUGAGAAUGCCAUUGGUGCUGCUGCCACCGUGGCCCAUGAGAUAGGCCACAAUUUUGGCAUGAGCCACGAUUCUGCAGAUUGCUGCUCGGCCAGUGCAGCUGAUGGUGGAUGCAUCAUGGCAGCUGCCACCGGGCAUCCCUUUCCUCGAGUGUUCAACGGCUGCAACAGGAAGGAGCUGGACAGGUAUCUGCAGUCGGGCGGUGGGAUGUGUCUCUCCAACAUGCCGGACACCAGGACGCUGUAUGGAGGCCGGAGAUGUGGGAACGGGUACCUGGAAGAUGGGGAAGAGUGUGACUGUGGAGAGGAGGAGGAGUGCAACAACCCCUGCUGCAAUGCCUCCAACUGCACCCUGAAGGCAGGGGCGGAAUGUGCCCAUGGCUCCUGCUGCCAUCAGUGUAAGCUGCUGGCUCCUGGCACCCUCUGCCGCGAGCAGACCCGGCAGUGCGACCUCCCAGAGUUCUGCACGGGCAAGUCUCCCCACUGCCCCACCAACUUCUACCAGAUGGACGGCACCCCCUGCGAGGGUGGUCAAGCUUACUGCUACAACGGCAUGUGCCUCACCUACCAGGAGCAGUGCCAGCAGCUGUGGGGGCCUGGAGCCCGGCCUGCCCCUGAUCUCUGCUUCGAGAAGGUGAAUGUGGCGGGAGACACCUUUGGAAACUGUGGAAAGGACAUGAAUGGGCAACACAAGAAGUGCAACAUGAGAGAUGCGAAGUGUGGGAAAAUCCAGUGUCAGAGCUCCGAGGCCCGGCCCCUGGAGUCUAACGCGGUGCCCAUUGACACCACUAUUAUCAUGAACGGGAGGCAGAUCCGGUGCCGGGGCACCCACGUCUACCGAGGUCCUGAGGAAGAGGGUGACAUGCUGGACCCAGGCCUGGUGAUGACCGGGACCAAGUGCGGCUACAACCACAUCUGCUUCGAGGGGCAAUGCAGAAACACCUCCUUCUUUGAAACUGAAGGCUGCGGAAAGAAGUGUCACGGCCACGGGGUCUGCAACAACAAUCAGAACUGCCACUGCUUCCAGGGCUGGGCACCGCCCUUCUGUAACACGCCAGGCCACGGGGGCAGCAUCGACAGUGGGCCCAUGCCUCCCGAGGGUGUGGGUCCUGUGGUAGCUGGAGUGCUGGCAGCCCUCUUCAUGCUGGCGGGCCUCAUGCUGGUGUGCUACUGCUGCAGACAGAACAGCAAACUGGGCCAACUCAAACCAUCAGCCCUUCCUUCCAAGUUGAGGCAGCAUUUCAGUUGUCCCUUUAGAGUGUCUCAGAAUAGCGGAACUGGGCAUGCCAACCCAACUUUCAAGCUGCAGACGCCUCAGGGCAAGCGAAAGGUGAUCAGCACCCCGGAAGCCCUACGGAAACCCUCCCAGCCUCCUCCCCGGCCCCCUCCAGACUAUCUGCACGGCGCAUCCCUCCCGGCGCCAUUGGUCGCACACCUGGACAGGGCUGCCAGGAACUCCUCAGGGCCCAAGUCUCAAGUAGAGAAAAAGGAGUCGUCCAGGAGGCCUCCCCCAAGCCGGCCAGUUCCCCCCACACCAAAUUGCAUCCUCGCCCAGGAUUUCUCCAGGCCCCGGCCGCCCCAGAAGGCACUCCCGGCGAACCCCGUGCCUGGCCGCAAGACCCUCCCCAGGCCAGGGGGCACGACUCCACCACGGUCUGCUGCUGCCCGCCCUCAGCAGGUCCGGCCUGUGGCAACACCUACCCCAAAGUUUCCAGAAUACAGAUUGCAAAGAACUGGGGGGAUAAUGAGCUCCAAAAUCUAGACCUGCCUGAGGGGCUCCUCCCUUCCCUGAGUCCCGUGGACAUCACAGAGGACCGUGGCCACGGAACCUGGAAGCAGCAUGUCCGGCCACCUCUGAACACCCCCCUGCUGUGGCCUCGGAACCACCACAUCUCCAAAAACCUCCUUCCUGAUUCAGUGCCUCCUUGGCUUCCACAGAGGCCUGAGGGGCUACGAUCCACGGCUUCUGGGUAUUGUUCUGUGCAAUAUACAGCUUGGUCAGGGAGGGAGAGCACAGAGGGAGACCGUCCUCCACUUUCCCAGCCCAGGUGCCCUGGAGGCAGUCCCGGCAACUGGGAGCAGUCCUGUGCAGGCUCUCGGGCCAGGCCUCUGCUGGCAGGAGCCACCCCUCCGUGCUUGGCAGAGGGUACACGCCAGAGCCUCCCUUUGCUUCCACCACCCUUGAAGGGCCCCAGCUGGGCAGGGUUGCCACUCACCCCCACUUUAUCUGUCGGGGCUUGAGGGAGGGUCAGACCAGCCACUGCUGCAGCCCUGUCUGAGGCUUGGUUGAGGUGACAGCUUCUGGCUAUACAGUUGCAUGUGACAAGCCAGUCC
Messenger RNA from Carlito syrichta (Philippine tarsier), 3155 nucleotides. It is a transcript of the gene ADAM19, whose product is annotated as ADAM metallopeptidase domain 19. The record is from RefSeq and is a predicted model, not a curated record. Bases 178 to 2583 code for a protein of 801 amino acids. Gene Ontology annotation, molecular function: metalloendopeptidase activity. The transcript is spliced from 21 exons. NCBI's taxonomy places the organism in Eukaryota, Metazoa, Chordata, Mammalia, Primates, Tarsiidae. Gene Ontology annotation, biological process: membrane protein ectodomain proteolysis.